Molecule: messenger RNA, 1010 nt
Organism: Coffea eugenioides
Lineage: Eukaryota; Viridiplantae; Streptophyta; Magnoliopsida; Gentianales; Rubiaceae
Exons: 2
Coding region: 86-550 (154 amino acids)
Source: RefSeq, a predicted model, not a curated record
GCCUAUCAGUAACAGAUGAUAGAAACGAUCCAGCAAACAAACGCAGAGGGGAAAAUGGCGAGAGGACCCCAAUGAUGCCAAGAAAAUGGAAGACACGACAUGGGAACAAAGAAUCCAUGCUUUGACCCAUAUCAUAACCAACCCUACAACCACACCACCCCUCCAUUCUCAAUUCUUCAUAGCCACCCAAGUUCCCUGCUACAUCCACUGGGACUACCCGCCAAUUCUCUGCACCAAACCCUCCUCCACUUUCCCAUCUCUGCAUCUCAAAUGGGCUAUCUCUCUUUUCCUCAACAAGGUCUCCAGAUUGGGUCUUCCCAGGACUUCUUGGAGGUCCAAAUGCCCGUUUCAAUUGCCCCCACCAAUCAUCCGUACUAAAGGAGUGGAGGAAGCUCAGUGGGGUGAUGCUGAGAAGAGAGAAUAUGUGAGGAAAAGAUUGAGAAGGAAACGACUUGGGAGCAAUGUUCAUCCCUUGAUUCCAAUUCUUGUACCAAAUCUAUUGUUGUUUGCCCUUCUGUUCUGGGAUCCUGUACCAGAGUACACUUUGUAGCAGGAAAAUUUGUUAAACUCUGUUGAGCGUCUGCCGUUCUUCAUUUUCCUUUGAAAGCUGUUUGGAUAUGUGCUUAGUUUCCAGAAGCUUGGGAAAGUGGGAGGAAGAGAUAACUUGGGCAUCCAACUCAUUUAGGUAUCAGUUUAAAAGAGUAACCUUUGCAAUUACAGUCUAUAAACUGUGGAGUGCUAGGAAUGCUGUGGGGUUUUUCAAGCUAAAUAUAUAACUGCUACUGGGAUUAUGAAUUCCAUCAUUGAUAUGGUGUAGAAUGUGGUCAGAACUUGGGACAAAAUUCCAGGAUGCAAGGAGAAUUGUGGAUUGGCACUAGGAUGGGGACUCUCUCUAGAUCAGUUCUGCUAGAUUUUUGCAUAGGCUGUGCACAGUUAGUUGUUCCCUUACGUGUAAUUGUCGUUGCUUAUCAUCAAUAAAAAUCAUUUUUUUGCUUGUAAAAAACGCAGUA